Messenger RNA from Polypterus senegalus (gray bichir), 3279 nucleotides. RefSeq names its product heat shock 70 kDa protein 12A-like. Gene Ontology annotation, molecular function: ATP-dependent protein folding chaperone; ATP binding. The record is from RefSeq and is a predicted model, not a curated record. The coding region runs from base 101 to 1831 and encodes 576 amino acids. The transcript has 4 exons. NCBI's taxonomy places the organism in Eukaryota, Metazoa, Chordata, Cladistia, Polypteriformes, Polypteridae.
CUUGACAGAUUCAUAGUAGAGAAAUCUCAGAGCCAAGCUAAGUUACUGAACAACCUUUUCCAGUCCUUUGUAUCUUCAUUAGUGAAGCAAAGUUCAAAAAAUGGCAGACUCUUUUUUUGUCAUUGCUAUAGAUUUUGGGACAGCGUAUAGCGGCUACUGCUACAGUGUGAAGGCAGACGCAAGUGACAUGAGAAAUCCUUUCUGGGGCAAGGAGUAUGGAUUGAGGUUUUCCAAAACUCCAACUUGUGUUCUUUUUAAUGAAAACAAAGAGUUUGAGAAAUUUGGUUUUGAUGCUGUGAUGGCUUACAAAAAUAUGUCUUCCAAAGAAGCUUUACGCCACUAUUUCUUUGAGAACUUCAAGAUGGAACUAUACAAUAAGGAACUCACGCCAGACUUAAUGAUCUCCACUAAGGAUGGGAAGUUACUGCCAGCUCUUACAGUGUUCUCAGAAAGCCUGCGCUAUCUUAAGAACCAUGCCUUGGAUGAGAUUGAGAAAAAUCUUUUCUGUAGGUUCACUGAGGAGGACAUAACUUGGGUUUUGACUGUGCCUGCUGUAUGGGGGCCUGAGGCAAAACAAUUCAUGAGACUGAUAGCCAAAAAGUCUGGGCUUGUUAAAGUGCUGAAUUCAGAAAGUCUGAUACUUGCUCUUGAACCAGAAGCAGCUUCCUUGUGGUGCAAACAGUUGCCCAGUUCUGGGUUUAUAGCAGAAAGAGGAGCUCAUGAAAUUCUUGAAACUCAGAAAGGAACAAAGUAUAUUGUUGUCGACUGUGGAGGUGGCACCAUUGACAUCACAGUGCAUGAGGUUCUGGAAAAUGGGUUCUUGAAGGAGCUUCAGAAAGCUUCAGGUAGAGGAUGGGGAGGUUCCUUUGUGGAUAAUAAUUUCAGAACAUUUCUGCGUGAAGUGUUUGGAGAAGAUGUGUGGGACGUAUUUGAGAAGAAUCAUCCUUUAUAUGCACAGAGUAUGAUGUACAAUUUUUCUAUUCAAAAAUGCACUGAGAAUCAUGCAUACAUUUUCUUUUCAUGUGUAUUAAGUUUAAUAAAAUUAGCAGAACAGAAGCAGGAAAUUUCACAUUUUUUUAAAGAUAUUGAUGGAGUCUCUUGGUGUGAUGGUAAUAUUAAAAUGGCCCAAAGUAAGUUUGAAAGCUUUUUUGAGGAUAAAAUAACUCACAUUAUCAAUGCAAUCAAGGACAUUAUGGAAGAGCAAAAGAAUCAGAUUGACACCAUUUUGCUCGUUGGAGGCUAUGCUUCUUGCAAAAUUUUGCGAGAUGCUGUCCGAAGUACAUUUAGGGAGCAGUGCAAAGUCCUCUGCCCUGUUGACUCCCAUUUGGCCAUUGCCAAGGGAGCUAUUCUUUUUGGAAACAAUCCUAAAAUAAUUAUGUCAAGAGUCAGUAGCUUAACAUAUGGGCUGAGAAUUUUGAUCCCAUUUGAUCCUUCUAUACAUGAUAAAGAAAAGAUAACAGUUGAUAAGGCAGGUGACACUAUCUUCUGUAAUGACAUUUUCAUGAAAUUAGUGGAAAAGGGCCAAUCGGUAAAUAUAAAUGAUGUGUGUGACUAUGUCUUAAAACCAUUAUACGAUGACCAACAAGAAAUGCAUUUUGCUUUUUUCAGUACAGAGCAAAAAGAUCCUAUGUAUACAGAUGAGCCAGGAAUGAAGCAAAUUGGAUCAUUUGUUGUACCAAUGCCAGUUACUAAAUUAGGCCGACAACGUAACGUUCGGUUGGAUAUUAAAUUUGGCACUGCAGAAAUAACAGCAACAGCAACUGAUCUGUCCUCUAAUGAGACUCAGAAUAUCAUAUUGGAAUUUCUUACUGAAUCAAAAGCAACAAAUUAAAACAUAUUGAUCCUUCAUUACGGUUACAAAAAUAAUUUUGGUCAUAUUAAUAUUAGAACUUUUAAAGUCUCCAUUUUAUCACAAAAGAAAAUUCAUGAUAAUUUGUAGAUAAUAUCCGGUUUAAUGCAAUGAAAGUAAAAUUAGGGUGUACAGUAGUUUAGUAGCAAAUGCUGUAACCUCUUGUGGCUGUUUCCCAGAUUUUGAAGACAUGCACAUUAGGGUUAGGGUUAUUCCUAGUCAUAGACCUGCCAUUUAUGAGGAAAUGUGAGUAUGUACUAGGCUGAACUGGUUCCCUGUCCACUGACUCAAACACAAUAUUGCCAAGAUUGGUUCUGGGACUUAUGACUACAAACUGUAUUUAAGCAGUUUUACGAAAAAAUAAUGGAUAAAGAAAUGAACUGAUAAAUAUACAAAUGAAUUGAAAAGUAAAUAAAUACAAAUGAAUAAAUACAUGUAUAUAUGAAACAGAUGUAGGUAGAAGAUAGUAGAACAAGUGUAUUCAUGAAGAAGUUCUAAGACCAGUAUGGUUCUUAACUGUUAAGGUAAUAAAAAUGCUAAUGGAGUUCUUUUGUUAUGUGAAAAAGUAGUUUACUAAAUCAAUGGUUUUCCCAAAAACCCAAAUAUCACUUACAAUAGGGUUCUCAAAACUAACUAAAAGAUAGCUUUAUAGAGAAUAAAAAUACAAGUUCCAUUUGAGGUGAAUGAAUCAUUGCUUGUUUUUUAUGCCCACUAUCGACCUACCAGCUCAUAUGGAGUUCAUAUUGCAUAAGAAAAAGCUCUCUGAAUUUAUAACAAGAUAAAAAUAUCACAUUGGUUCAUUAUUUUCAUUGUGUCUGCUUAGGAAUUCCCUCAGGGUGACACCACUCUUCCUCUCCCAGUAACAGUGGAAGUCAUAAUAAACUUGGAUUUUCAGAUUCUUUAGCAGUCUGAUAUGCUAUAAAGAACUCAGUCAGUCGAUUGGCAGAUCAGGUUGAAAACCAGAAAAGUGCCUCUUGAGCAACAGUAGGCUGUCUUUCAGCUUCACGACACAUGCCCUUCUGGUUAUACUUAUUAAAAAUACCAGGUCAGAAUGUUAGAUGGCCAAAGUCUCAAGUACAACAUGGAUCUAAGAAAUUUUGUCUGAUCUUCCUCUUAAAGUGCUGCUCUCUUUUCCUUAGCCGGUGAGUUUCUAGGGCAUCACAAAGGAGUUUCUUUGAUAUCUUCCAAAUGUAAACCAAUUAGAUAUUCAAGUUUAUGAUCUUUAUCUGUUGAGUCUUUGGAAAUUUAUUCUCAUUAACUGCAUAUUUUGUAUGUCAAAUUGGGUUGUGCUAGAUCUUUGUAACCCAAAUAUUUUUACUAAAGUGUUGAUAGAUUAAUUUAUUCACACUAGAAAUUGUUUGUGUAUAUUCAAAGUGCUGUUUGUGUUCUCAAUAUAUAUUUUUAAUAAACCUCAAUUAUCUAGAAAUUCA